Messenger RNA from Mercenaria mercenaria, 1723 nucleotides. Its product is annotated as amidase-like. Lineage: Eukaryota; Metazoa; Mollusca; Bivalvia; Venerida; Veneridae. Gene Ontology annotation, molecular function: catalytic activity. The transcript is spliced from 6 exons. The record is from RefSeq and is a predicted model, not a curated record.
AUGGUUGUGAUUUGCAAUGGGGAGGUGGACAUGGCUAUAGGUGGUGACCAGGGAGGUUCCGUACGUAUUCCAGCGUCUUGGUGUGGUAUUGUGGGGCUUAAACCUUCAUGGGGUCUGGUACCGUACACAGGAGCGGCGCAGCUGGAAAUCACUGUUGAUCAUCUUGGGCCAAUGGCAAGAUAUGUUCAAGAUUGUGCACUAUUGCUUGAGGGAAGUAUUGUUAUAGCUGGUUAUGACGAGGGACGUGACCCACGGCAACCUAUGAACUUUGAAGUGCCUAAAGUAACAGAUUUAUAAUUUCUUGAUGGCAAACUUGACGGCUGGAAGAUAGGUUUGGUGACUGAGGGUUUCACAGGUUGUGACAGUGACGUCCAGUCUAUUGUACGAGAAGCGGCACAACAAUUGAGUAAAGCUGGAGCGCAAGUGGAAGAUGUAUCUGUAGCCAUAAACACGCAUGGUAUUGUAAUAUUAUUUUAUGGAUGAGCACAGAAUUUGAACAUGAAGUUGACAAAAGUCUACGACGAGGCUUUGACAAAUUAUGACGUUCUGAUUAUGCCUACAUUGCCGUUUAAAGCGCCUUUGUUACCUGAAAAGGAUUCUAGUACCCUGGGACGUUUAAAGAAUGCUCUAGGAAUGGUAAAGAACACAGCGCCAUUCGACAGUACAGGACACCCCGCAAUCAGUAUAAAUGCGGGGUAUUCGGAAGGUCUUCCUAUUGGAAUGAUGAUUGUUGGAAAACAAUUUGAAGAUGUCAAAGUCCUUCAGACAGCAUUUGCAUUUGAACAGUUGCAAAAGAGAAAAUAAAAAACUGGCAUGUACUGGAAUUUUAACAAGCAAUAUAAAACUGAUUAUUGGUACUGAUGAUAAACGCGGACAGAUGAUAAAGUCGACCACCUUGGAAAUAUUUGAUUGCAAUCGGUUAUUUAUAAAAUUGAACACACCAUCUAAUAGUUUCCAUUUACAACACCAACUGGUGUAAAUAAAAACAAAGUUGGUAAAUAUUCUGUAUAUAUAAAUGACUUACAUUUAUCUGUAUAAAAAUAUUUAUCCGAAAUUGCUGGGGAAGAGGGCGUUUUUUUUUGCGCAUGCUCACUGUCGCCACAUGAAGGCCUGACAUUGGGUAACUUUUCAUUACUUGAUCAGGAAUGACUGUUGCAGUUUUUUUGGGGAAAGUUUCAAUAUAAUACUACAUAGAAAAUUUUGUAAACGACGAAGUGGUCGAAUUUAUCAUCAGUCAACCUACUUACAGUCCCCAUUUUACAAACCCCUUUCAGGGCCUCACUUUGUGUGAGUUUGCUAACUAAAUAUAAAUUUGAAUGAUGCAAAGUUUUCAGCAAAUGUUAAGCUUUAUUUUGGUACCAACCAUUGAUUACAAAUUGCAGAAAUAAAAAAGUUACAGGUAAAAAACCUCAUUUUCUGUUUGGGUUUAUCAUCAGUACCAGUACAGUGAUAUGAUAUCAUUCAUGUUGCACAAACAGGUAUGCAAGAUUCUUAUAGUCAUCACAUGUUUAAAUUUGAAUCGAAAGUACAAAACUGGUUUUCAUCCAACUGUUAGUGUAAAUGUUACAUAAAUUAUGCACUUAGCGUUAGUUAGUUGUACAAUUACAUGUAUAUAACUGCAACACAUUUGAAUGAUUUGAUGGAUGUUCUAAGCUUCCUUUUGCAUGGCACAGCACUCUAAUGACGACUAAUAUACAGUAAAAGAAAUAUUGAAAGUUCAAAA